GUUGACUGCUUUGACGCUUGACUUGACAGCCAAGAAAUAAUAGUCAAUUUGUCAAAUUGUGUUGUCAAAGUAAAGUUUCAAAAAUAUUACUCAUUCGGUCAAUUGAGGAUUUCUACAUGUAUUUUAACAAAAUAAUUCCUACAAAGUAAAUAAUUUGUGGUGUGGAGUUGUAACAUCCAGGAAAAAUACCGAAUUAUUAUUACAACGUGCUCGGUAAAAGAGGAUAUAGCGGUAUUACUUUUAAAUAAACAUGAUAUCAGGUCUGACCAAUUAAGAAGCAGAUAUAUCGGUGCAUCAGAGAAACAAACAUGAUUAUACGAGUCAGUGUUUUGUUACUCGCCCUCACGUGUGUUAAGACGGAUUAUUAUAAUGACGAGUAUAGUGCAUAUGCGGAAAAUUACGACCAAUCGAGUUUAAAGAUAAGAGAACGCGAAGCAGUUGCUCCUCAUCUAAUAAAUGACAACAAAAACGACACCAACAUAAAGAAAGAUGCAACAGAAACCGUGAAGCCUGACAACAUAAUCAACUCCAUUGGUCCAAGUGAAGGUGGGGAUGUCAAGUCACCCCUCGGAGCAGCUACUUCACCCCCUCUACAAUCUGGUGUACCUUCUGGUCAGGCAGAAGUAAAUAGCACCAUUACCAAAUCUGAUACAACUAAAGUUGACAAUAAAUUAGAUACUCAAAGUGUCCAAAACAUAACAUCGAACAGCACAGCGAAUGCAUUAAAAAGCAAUGAAACAAUAGCAACAACAGUCAAACAAAAUGCAACUGCAGUAUCUACUUCAUCAGACAUGAGUAGUGCCUUGCAGAGUCCUGGUGUAGUGAAAAGAGGUCUUAUUGUAUUUGGCGGUUUCGCCCUCCUCGCUGUCGCAUACUUUGUGUUCUACAGGAGAAAGGGCAAAAAAUAUGACACAAACAACUCAAACACCAAUGAUACAAAUCAGUUUAGAUAUGGUGUCCUCCAAUCAGAAGAUAGGAGGGACAACUUGGAACUUUCUCGAAUACCCUUAACCAUGGAAUCAGAUGAGGAUGAUGAGGAAGAUUUGGAGAUUUUCGACUUGGAACAGAAGAGGAAAUCCCUCUCUUAUGUUAAUCUACAGACUAAUGAUGAAGAUGUUGUACUUCACAGCUCGAAAGACGAAUCAAAAAAUAACCUCUUAUUAGACAUCGAAGAUGGACCGUCUGAUACUUUAAUCAACUGGUCAAAUACAGGUAGUAAUUCAAUAUUAUAAUUGGUUUUUGUAAAGUAAAGUAACAUAGCUCGACACAAAUGAAUGCAUUACUAGUGAGUAAAAUUUGUUCAUGAAUAAACCAAUAGGAUUAUUGGGAGAUUUGAUAAAAUUAUCAUCUAUCCAUAAUUUGAUUGGUUUAAUCUUGUUCUUUUAAAAGUCUUGUAUGAGUUAUAAUUCUCGGCAAACAUCUUGAACAAUCCAUUUAAAUGCGCAGAAGUCGAUUUCCCGGUCUCUUUGGUGGGGCGAAGGGGUCCGGGGGAAAAAACAGAGCACGCGCGCGCCUCCUAUUGGAUAAAUCAGUCCGCCUUGCCCAUUGUCAUAAAGUGUACCUGCGCGAACUUUCCCCCACUACGCCACUUUUUGUUCAAGAUGUUUGCCUAGCGCUGUACUAUAAGUUUAAUGUAUUGUCUAUGGCCUGUGUGUAAAUCGAAGCUUAAUAUAGCAGAAAUACUGUCCAAUAGGCCCAAGGUGCGCGCUAAAAGAUAACGAGAUAUAUUCAACUACAUAAUUAUAUAACUCUUAGGGAGUUUGGCGGAAAAAUAGAAAUCACAUCACGUUAUAUUUCGUUAUUUUUCGUUUCACGUUACGUGGAAAGGAAAGACUGUGCUAGGAGUGGGUACGACAAUAAACCAUCGGGGCGGGGAGCGAACCACCACCUCUCGAUGAUAAGUUCGACCGCUCUUACCGUUGAGCUAUUGAGGCUUUGCUGCAUUUUAGAGUUUUCACACUAAUAUUAUAAAGGCGAACGUUAGUGUGUCCGGCUACUGCAGCGAUUUGGCUGAAAUUUGGAAUGGAAAUAGAUUUUACUCUGGAUUAACACAUAGGCUUUUGAUCCCGAAAAAUACCCAGAGAUCCCGCGGGAUUUGUGAAAAACUGAAUUCUGACGAAGUCGCGAGCGUUCGCCAGUAUUGCAUAAUAAAUAAAAAAAGUAGAAUGCAUUUAAUUCAAUACUAGCGCACAGCGGCAGAUAAAAUAUUCAGUUCGGUUCCUAUAAGUGGUCUCGUUAAUACUUUGAAGUUUUGGGAAAUACUCCCGAGCAACCUGUAUACUAGGUUUCAAUGGUACUUAUAUUAAGCGUCGAUUUAAGUUCAUUACCCGCUCUACAGAUAUUCAGUUUUAACUGUAAAGUGUUAACUGAACUGUACAGUUAUCUAAUCGAAAUCAUUAGAGAAAACUGUACAGUUCAGGUCACUUCAGGUCUGCAGCACAGGUUAAGGUGAAACAUCUUUCUAGACCAAGUCUUGGGCAAUUUGAAGUGGACAAGCAGGCAUUAAUGCCCAAUCUUCCAAGAAAAAGCUUUUUAAAUUUAAUCUUGUUUUUAUGUCACGGUAACAUACGAUUCCUAAGUGUUAAAUGCAAAUUUUAUUAUGAUUACUUAUCAAAAAACUCACGUUUUAUAUGACAAAUACUAUUUCUAUAAGAUAGGAUUAUUUUUUGCGUUAAAUGUUUUAAUGUAGAUAUAAUGCUAGUAUGUAAGAUGCUUGCUUUACACAUAUUCGGGUCGGCAUAUUCGGAUACGCAUUUAAUAAGCAAUAUUAACAAUAAAUUAUUAAACACCCUAUAUAUUCAAUAUUUGUCAAUGCUUCAGACGUAAAGUUUUGUUUUUCACCCGGUUUUUGAGGAUCGCCAAAACUCAGUUAAAUAAAUAUUUUAUGUAGGUAUUUGUAUUAGUUUUUUUUAAUAUUCAAAUAUGCCGAACCUAUAUGUGUUCAGAAUGCCUUAGUUUAUAAUAUUCGCUAGGGUUGUAACGAGUUAGCUUAACAGCUGUCUAAAUGAACCAACGAAUACGAUAAUAUCGACCUAAACCCAAAAAGUGAGACGACAAUUGAUUAACUAUUUUAAAAUUCUUAUUUAUAAAGAAAUCCAGAUACAGACAAAAACUUCAUACAUUUGUUAUAAACAAUACAUAUGUUUUAUAUAACCGUACAAUACAUUAAGUUAAAAUAAUGUAACAAAUUUGAGACAUUUUUAAACUGAUUCUUAUUUUUGUUUAAUUGAGAAUGUUUAAGAAAAUAACGGACUUAUUUUUCUAAAUUGUUUAAAAAUAAUUUGUUUUGUUGUGAUAUAUUAGGAGGAAGACCCAAGACCUCGCCGUGAGGAGAGAGACUUACCAUGGAGACUUAAUUUAUGUACUUUUCUCCAAAAAAUUACAAACUUAUAAAGUAAUAAAUAAAAAUUUAAUGCGUUUCUCAUCGUUUCUCAAACAUAACAAACUGAUAUACAUAUAUUAAUAUAUACAUAGAUAUUAUGUAAAAUAUCAGUUUUAUUAAAAAUAUUAACUUCAGAUAAAUAAGAGCAAGAAUAUUAAUUAAUAGUUUUUCUAUACCUCCAUUGUUUCCUAUGACUGUUAGUGAUUAAUAAAACACUCGGUUGUUGGUUUUAUUCUAAUAACAAUUAAUUUAUACCUACAAGUCGGUACAAAAUCUUUAUUUGACAUGUUAUUACAAAUAGAUCCUAUACAUUUAUCUAUCGUAGAUUCUAUAUCUAAUCUGUGCUUUUAUUUGAGUAAUAAUUAUAUUUUUAUAUAAAAAUAAUAUAAUUAACAAGAAACAGAAAUAUUUCGAAUAGACUUCACUCUUGGAAGUUGUUUAUAAAUAAUACGCAAUUUUGUUUGUCCUUUUUGUAACAAAAAGGUACAAAGGGAUGUCACGUUUUAUUUGUGUGCAACAAACAAAACAAUGAAAUGGUCCAAAAUAGGCAUUUAGACAAUGUUGGAACAAAAAGUUAACAUAUACGAUAAACCAAACAUUUAACUGCAUUUUAAGAUUUUAACAAUACAUUUAUUUAAAUAUAGUUUUGAUGGAAUAUAAAGUUGAUAUAUUGUAUGCGUUCAGUAGGCCAAAGAUGCCAAGAGAUAACGAAAUAAUUUUGUCUACGUAUCUCUCUAUCCCUGAAUAAGAUCUUAAAUGUGAUAUUUAGGCAAAAUUAUGUUGUUACGCUAAGUAAGCUGUUUCUUUCUAAGUAUACCUUAUUAAAUUACUUAAAAGUAAAGAUGAUAUAAAAAUGCGUGUGAACACAUAGGAUAGAGUGCAAGUUGAUAAAGAUAAUAAUCGGUAACUGAAGGAUAUUUUUGAGAAUGUAAUAUAUCCACUAGCAAUAAUUGUUUUUGGAUGAUAUAAAUUAGUUUAUUAUGUGAAUAAUCUUUAAGAAAGCUUAAGUUUAUAAAAAAAUAAAGUUGGAAGAUAAAAGUAAAGAUAAAAAGAAAUUUUAUAUUACAAUCGUAAACGUAUUUUUCACAUUGAUUCUGUAAUUUUCCAAAGAAACGCUGAUUAUGUCAUCAGCUUGUAUAGAUUAGUCACUAGUGAAAAAUGUGUUUACGUUAUCUUGCAAUGUAAAAGUAACUUUCCGAUACAAAUGUACACUAACAUAUCAACAAAAAUUUUAAAUAGUUUUGAUAAAUAUAAUGAUAAGUACAAUUUACUUGCAAGUUGAGUGACCUAUCUACGAAAUGCGUUGAUAAAUAACAUAAUCUAUGAUUUGUGCUUUUUGUCUACCAAUCUCUCAUGUUUGCACUGUACUUAUAAUUAUAUUACUAGCGAUAUAAGAAAUUCUAUAACUUUUUAUUGUAUUUUGUUCACACACGAAAUAUACUUCUCAUCAGAAAAAUCGAAACAGUCUAACCUGAACCUGAACUUGCGGACUGAUUUGAUUUUUUUGGUGAAAAGUAUAUUUAACACAGAUCUGUGAUUUCCACACUAGGAUUCCCUGUGUUGUGGUAAUUAAUCUACCACAUCUAAUGACUACCGACACAGUCGUAUGUUGUAAGGCCUAAUAGAAUUAAAUUGUAAGGCCUAAUAAAAUUAAAUUAAGCAUUUUAUAUUGUUUACUAUGUUGUGGUAAAAUAGAUUUCUUUGUGUAUUGAUCUUAUUGUGUAUUCUCUUGACUUACUAAUAGUGUAUAGUCCUUGAGCCCACGACAAAGUAUUUAUUCAUGACCUUACUGUCGAAACUUCGUGUGAUAUUCGUGGCAUAUAGUAGAGGAUAUAAAUGUUAGACAAUUUUCACCGACAUGUCUACUGGAUGAAAAGAUUUUUUAUAUUGAAUGAAAUAUAUCAAAAUUUUAAAAUUAAUUUAUUUCAAUUAGGCUUAGUUUACAAGCACGUUUGAAAAGUCAGGUAUAUGUCAAUAUUAAUUUAAUCUAAUGGUGGUAAUAAUAGGUGAAAAUUUAAAAUUAAAGUUACGAGGGUUCCAAACGCGCCUUGGUCCAAGAAGAGCCCACAACAAACUCAGCCAAGGUUUUUUUUUUGUUUACCACCAUUUUACAAACUUAUUUAAAACUAAGCACACAGUCGUAUGUUUGUAUUGUUUAACACUGAGGAGGUCUAAAAUUGGACGAAGUCGUGGGUGACCCCUAGUUAUACUAUUGCCAAUGGGUUGCCUGAAAAAUUAAAGUCCAGAUUGUUAGAUCGAUUGAUUGACUCGGUCUGAUUUUUUGAUCGAUUUACCCGUCCAUACCUGCCAUACCAUGAAUUGUGACGGGUAAAAAAACUGUCAACCUAAAGUUUGCAUAUUCUAUAGGCUUCAUACUUUCGCAUAUAAUCCAAACUAUAGUCAUGAAUAAAUAUUUUGUUCCUGAAUACCGAGCAAGCGAAGGAUUCUAAGAUUUAACCACAAGCGAAGCGAGGGUAUGCGUAUCAAAUUUGUCACUUAUUAUAAUUAUUUAUCAUUCCUUUGAAAACCGAAAAAUAUUUUUGUAGACAUUGUUUCAAGAUCUGUGUAAUAUUGCCAAAAUCUGUUUCUAUUAUAGAUAUUCUAUAUAUUUUGUGAUGAGAGUUUUUCAUGAUUUUAGUAAUGACUGGAUAAAUGCGUUACCAGUUGUAAUGGUAAAAAGAAAACAUGACAUCGAAACCUCUUUACCAUCAAACCGUUAUUAAGCAAUUCAGAGACAAAAAUGAUGAUAAAUUAAUGUUUUGCUGACGCUUCUUCAGUUGCAUUGCACCUUUUCAAUUACAACCAAAGCCAAUUAGUCGUGAAAUGGAUAAGUAUAGAUUAGCAAGUUCAAGUAGCAGCUGCUAAUCGUCGUGAAGAGAAAAAUACAUGAAAAAGAAAUCAAAAAUCCUUUUAUUUUGAAUUUGAUUGUGUGAUCUUUCUUUGUGAUGGCGCGGUCAAUGACAAUUGUCUUUUUCAAGUUGUCUAUUCACGAAAUAUCUGAUUCUCAUGGCGAAAAUCAAAGCAAUCUUUAAGCUUCCGACUGUGAUAGUAGAAGAGAGACUAGAUGUAUUUGUACAAAAUAUAUUUUUUCAUGAUUCAACACUAUUUUUUUGCGUAUUGUGAUUACCUACGUGGUGGUUAAUUGUAAGUACCUAUGUUCGCUCUAAUUUGUAUGCCUAAUUGUUAAUUACUUCUAAUGUGUAAGGCCUAGUUCGGACUACUUUAGUAUUUUAGUCGAGUACGAACGAGUUUUGGCCGGUAAAUCCAAAAAUUGUUUGUACUCGACUAAAAUACUAAAGUAGUCUGAACUAGGCAUAGGUGCCUAUUUACAAUUUGUUUUGUUGUGUGUUGAUUCGUCUGUACCUAUUAGUAAACUCUGCAAGUGCCCCGCGGUUUCACCCGCUUAGUUCCCGUUCCAGUGAGAAUACGGGAAUAAAAUAUAGCAUAUGACACUCGCAAAUAACGUGGCUUUCUUUUGGUAACAGAAUUUUUAAAAUUGGUUUAGUAGAUCUAGAGAUUACCGCCUAAAACACCACAAAUUU
This is a messenger RNA of Bicyclus anynana (squinting bush brown), 6924 nucleotides long. RefSeq lists its product as uncharacterized. The transcript is spliced from 4 exons. The record is from RefSeq and is a predicted model, not a curated record. NCBI's taxonomy places the organism in Eukaryota, Metazoa, Arthropoda, Insecta, Lepidoptera, Nymphalidae. The coding region runs from base 309 to 1232 and encodes 307 amino acids.